Molecule: messenger RNA, 15890 nt
Organism: Diabrotica virgifera virgifera (western corn rootworm)
Lineage: Eukaryota; Metazoa; Arthropoda; Insecta; Coleoptera; Chrysomelidae
Product: monocarboxylate transporter 13
Exons: 6
Coding region: 438-1937 (499 amino acids)
Biological process (GO): monocarboxylic acid transport; transmembrane transport
Molecular function (GO): monocarboxylic acid transmembrane transporter activity
Source: RefSeq, a predicted model, not a curated record
AGUAGGUAUUUAUUCAGACUCUGACUUGGUUUUUGUGAAGCGAGUGUAGACUGUAGAGUUAGAGUUAGCGCGUUCACGUUCACAUGAUUUCGGUGUGUUGGCGCGUCUAUACCGUAUUCGUAUGUGAUUUUGCUGCUGAAUAGGAAUCUGUCUGUAUUCGGGAAAAUCAUGAGAGCAUAGUUACGUGGUUACGUAAUUAUUAUCACAUAAACACAAAAUCUAAAUAGUUUGAUAUUUAUAUCGAUCAAUUCAAUCUUUUAGCGAAAAACAAGUUCAUUCGCUCAGUCUCAGUGGGUUAUAGUCAACCGUUAUCUUUGGUGCGUCUAAAAAUACCGGUUAUUUGAAGUAUAUUACACGGUUCAUAAACAUUACUCUAUUGAUAAUACAGUGAGAGUGAAAAUAAGUAAACAUAAAUAGACUGAAUUAUCUCAAAUAAAAUGGAAACGGUGUUAGUGGAUAAUGGUGCUCGUGCUACUAGUAAGAAAGACCGUCCUCAGAGAUCAACAAGUAUUACGUCUAGGUUAAGUGAACAGUUGAAGAAGAAUCAACCCUUUAUACCAGACGGUGGUUAUGGGUGGGUCGUAGUGAUAGCGACUUUUUUAAUUUAUGCGAUAGCUGAAGGAAUUGGUCUUGUGUAUGGGUUGUUGUAUGUACAGUUUUUGCACGAAUUUCAGGGUUCUAAAUCGGCCACUUCGUGGAUAGGAAGUUUAUUCGUCGCUCUACCAUUAGUCUCAGGACCAAUAUGCAGUGCCUUAGUCGACAGAUAUGGCUGCCAAAAAAUGACCAUCAUCGGUUCCGCCAUAACAGCUUUAGGAUUUAUUUUGAGCUCAUACGUCAACAGUCUGGGCUUGCUGUACUUAACGUAUGGUGUUAUAGGAGGUCUGGCCAGAGGGGUUUGCUACGUAACAGUGGUUGUGGCGGUAGCCUUUUGGUUCGAGAAGAGAAGAUCAGUCGCUUUGGGAAUUUCGGCCAGUGGUACUGGCUUUGGAACCAUCAUCUUCUCCCCGUUUACCAAUUUCUUGUUAUUUGAAUUUGGAUGGAGGGGUACGCUGUUGAUACUAGGAGGAUGCUUGGCUAAUAUGUGUGUAUGCGGUGCUCUGAUGAUUGAUCCCCAAUGGGUGAUUGAUGAAGAAAUAGAAAAGAAAAAGGAAGCUAAACGAAAAUUAAGAAGUGUCGAAAUGAAGGAAAUGCACAGUCUAUUACCAAAUGAUGCGGAAAAUCAUGUAGAUAAUAUUCAGGUUUUAUCAAACGGAGAAAGCAGUAGAGUAGAAGUAGUGCAACCAGAAAAAGAAAAAAAAUGGUACGAUGGUCUUAUGGUUAUGGUGAAGGCUUUUUCCAGCUUCUCAUUAUUUUUGGAUUUACAUUUCCUGUUAUUGGCUUUAACAACGCUCCUCGCUGGUACAUGGUUCUUGAUUCCAUAUUUUUAUUUGGUGGAUCAUAUGUUGGAAAGUGGCUACGACGACAAUCAAGCAUCAGUGGCUGUUUCAGUAAUUGGAUUUAUGAAUAUUGUAGGGAUGGUAUUGUUAGGUUGGAUAGGUGACCGUUGGCAUGUAGCUAAAACCUUUUCUAUAUCUUUGGUACUAUGCGGUGUUAGCAUUUGGGGGAUUAUGUUCUUUACAAGUAAUUAUAUACUUUUGAUCGGAUGCAGUGCCUCAUUUGGAUUCUUCUUUUCAAGCUGUUUUUCAUUGACACCGUCCCUUCUGGGUGAACUGGUAUCACUCGAUGAUUUCACCAUGGGUUAUGGAUUGAUCUUGCUGUGUGAGGGCAGUGGACAUUUAAUAGGACCUCCUCUAGCUGGAUACAUUUCGGACGUUUCGAAGUCUUGGGCGCAGUCAUUCUACCAAUCAGGGCUGUGGAUCAUUGUCGCUGGAUUAUUGGUAGGAACUGUAGCAUUUACGAACAACAGGAAAAUACGUCUUCCGUGCUGUAGUCGCUAGUUUUACUCAGAUCGAGAGCAGUGGCGUUUCCAGGGGGUGCCACGGGAUCAUGACCCCCCCCUUCCAAACGAAAAUAAGUAUCCUAGGGGUGGUAAGACUACGUGACCUUGCAUCAGAGAAAAGUAAUUAAAUCACCUUCAAGAUCCAUGACUCCCCCCCAAAAAAAUUCUGGAUCCGCCACUGAUCGAGAGUUUGGUAUCGGUUGCUAUCGUUGUAAUUAGAUUUAUCGUUUACCGCAGAGACAAGAAAAAUCUGUAAUUGCUAUUUGUGAAGUUGUAGCUGCCGUUAUGUUAUAUUAAAAAAUGCGUCGAGCAAGCAGCAAAAGUUAAGUGUAUCAAUACUCUGGGCUAAUUAGCAAAAUACAAGGAAAAGUUAUUUACCAGCAAUUUUAUUGCUGGAAUCGAAUUAUAAGAUCCUAUAUAUAUAUCAAUAAUAUAGGUAUGCAAAGUCCGCAGAUAGUAUGCUACUUUUUUUAUAAACAAAAUGGCGCCCGAAAAUCGUGUUUUUUUUCAAUUUUUGCUUAUAACUCCAAAGAUUUUAACUUUACAUCAAAAACACCCAAAUAAAAAUUCACCGUAAUUUAAUUCUGCAUAGAGACGUGUUUUUCCCGAUUUACUUCGACGAAAAUUUUCCCCGGAAAAUGCGGGUUUUUCCAAUAAAAUCUUUAAUUUUCAACUAAAAUUUUAGAUAAGUAAUGGUUUAUCAAUAAUUAAAUAACUUGGUAAUAUCAAAGCUGUUUUCGUAUAGAUUAUAAUUACAGAAGCCAAUGAAAAUUGAAUGAACAGUUUAGCAACAAUUGAAUUGUUCAAUAAAAAUUUUCGGUCGCUAUAAUAACCACAAUAAUUAUGAUACAUACGAAUAACUAUGAUUUUUGUAUAAAAGACACUGUGCCUAUUUAAUUUACUUUACAGAAUUAAAAUUGGACUAUUUAAGCGGCCUCAGGAAUAUUUUAAAAUUAUAAACAUUUUUUGGCUUAUAAACAAAUAGAAUAUCUCGGGAAAUAUUAAAUUAAAUUAAAUCAUGAAAACGGUAUUGGAAAAAAGCGGCAGGACGAUUCUUUUAAAAGAAAAACGUUUAAUUGUGAUGAGUGUUUCCUGAGAUACCACCGGUCAAAGUUGACCAGCAUUUACGGCAAAGAUAUAAACAAUAAGCUCAUAGUUUUCGGACCAUCACCUUUUUAUUUUUGUCCUCUUUCUCCACGCCAAUUUUUAUGUCUUUAAACAUAUCUCAUAAACAUAUAUUAUAAUAAAAACUGUCGAUAUUACGAGUGAAAAUUGCCAAAAAUAGAAAAAUUCCAAUCAAAAAUUAGGUUGGAGAAAAUGUAAUCUCAAAGUUCAAAAUCGGUAUACGUAAAAAAAAUGCAUUUUCUCGGCUUCCAUGGAGCAAUUUUCUUCAUUAUUUUUUUGUUCCCAACAAGCCAUCUAACUAACGCAUUAUUCAAUGUCAAACUUGCUUUUGUUUUGUUAUAAUAUAUUAAUUUAUUUAUAAGAAAAGUAUUACAGGUAUACAGAAAAGGUAUAAAGUAUUACAUAUUUUUUCCAGUUGUAGACUUUUUUUAGAUAAAUUUACUAGAAGUGUACCUUUUAACGUUAAAGAUACAAAUAUUCUCAUUUGAAAGCUGUAUAAUUAUUUAAACAAACUUUAUUUAAACAAAUUAAAAAAAUUUGUUAUAAUAAAUAAAUAAAUUUAUUGUAACAAAACAAAAGCAACUUUGACAUUUAAUAAUGCGUUAGUUAGAUGGCUCUACUCUAGUUACUUGGGAACAAAAAAAGAAUUAAGAAAAUUGCUCCAUGGGAAGCUGAGAAAAUGCAUUUUUUUAACGUAUACCGAUUUUGAACUCUGAGAUUACAUUUUCUCCAACCUAAUUUUUGAUUGGAAUUUUGCUAUUUUUGGCAAUUUUCACUCAUAAUAUUCAUAGUUUUUAUUAUAAUAAUAUACGUUAUGAUUAUUUUAAAGAUAUAAAAAUUGGUUUGGAGAAAGAGCACCGAAAUAAAAAGGUGAUGGUUCGAAAAUUAUGAUCCUAUUGUUUAUAUCUUUGGCGUAAAUGCGGGUCAAAUUUGACCGGUUGUAUCUCAGGAACCACUCAUCACAACUAAACGUUUUUAUUUUAAAAGAAGCCUCCUGCCGCUUUUUUCCAAUAACGUUUUCAUGAUUUAAUUUAGUUUAAUAUUUCCCGAGAUAUUCUAUUUGUUUAUAAGCCAAAAAAUUGUUUAUAAUUUUAAAAUAUUGCUGAGGCCUCUUAAAUAGUCCAAUUUUAAUUCUGUAAAGUACAUUAGAUAGACACAGUGUCUUUUUAUACAAAAAUCAUAGCUUUUAUUAUGUUUCAUAACUAUUGUGGUUAUUACAGCGACCGUAAAUUUUUAAUUAACAAUUCAAUUGUUGCUAAACUGUUCAUUCAAUUUCAAUUGGCUUCUGGAAUUAUAAUCUAUAUGAAAAGAGCUUUUAUACUACUAAGUUAUUUAAUUAUUGAUAAACAAUUACUGAUCUAAAAUUUUAGUUGAAAAUUAAAGAUUUUGUUGGAAAAACUCGCAUUUUCCGGGUAGCAUUUUCGUCGAAGAUAAUCGGGAAGAACACGUCUCUAUGAAUAAUUUAAUUACGGUGAAUUUUUAUUUGAGUAUUUUUGGUGUAAAGUUAAAAUUUUUGGAGUUAUAGAGCAAAAAUUGAAAAAAACUCGAUUUUCGGGCGUCAUUUUGUUUAUAAAAAAAAAUAGCACACUAUCUGCGGACUUUGCAUACUUAUAUUAUUAAUAUAUACAAUCAUAAGAUUCGAUUCCAGCAAUAAAAUUGCUGGUAAAUAACUUUUCCCAAAAAUGGCCUAUUCUCCGGUAACCUGCCCAGACUACAAGGGAGCUUUUACUUUCUAAAUUAAAAAAAAAAAAGAAAUUUUUUAAAUAUUUCAAAUAUUGAACUAUUAUAUUAUGGUUAUAAUUUUUUUGUAUACAUUGUUAAGAAAGAGGUCUACAAAUCACUUUUUGGGGCAUUUUUCGUUGUAUUUCAUCACCGCAGAGGACCUCUUCCAAAAAAUGCAUUUAAAUUUGGAAGACAAUUUUCUGCCUUCCUGUAACAUUUUUUUUUUCAAGUUCCAACGGGAUUUUAAUUCUUGAGACUUAAAACUAAUAAACCUUUAAAAAGUUAAUUUUUUUAUAAUUUUACGGCCUAUGUUCAAGACUGUAUAAUAGUUUCGAAAAAACGUUUAUCUGUGAGAAUGCUGUUUGGAGGAGGAGGUACAACUACGAUAUAUACCACAGAUAUAAACAUAUAUUUGGUGGUAAAGACGUAGUAUCUCUUAUAAGAAUAGGAAGACUAAGAUGGGCAGGACAUCUAGCAAGAUCACAGCAGAACAACCCUCCUAGAAGAAUCAUUGUGUCACAACCCGUGGGAAGUAGAAAUAGGGGUAAGCCAAAACUCAGAUGGAAGGGUGGUACAGAUGAGGAUGGUAGAAAAAUAGGCGCAACAAACUGGCAACAGUUUGCAAUGGAUAGAACUGAUUGGCAUAAUAGACUUGGGAAGGUCGAGGCUCUUCUAUAGGGCUGUAGCACCAUUGAUGAUGUGUUGCACCACCUGUGAAGACACAAGUUACUAUGCAGGAAACUAUCUCUACCAUAUCUUAGCCACAAAAUUUAUUUUUGUGGAUUAUUUGUUAAAUUAAAUACUUCGACUGCAUUGAUCCAGAAAUUUUUUGCGAUUUUCAAAUUUUCGAUAUAUUAUUUUAAUUAUGCGCGCUCCCUUUAUAAGUUUUAGAAAGCAACUCGAGUUGCAGGUGCUCAGGUCAGGCGUCGCAAGCCGUGUUGUACUCAAACGAGUUUUAGCUCGGGUACUACUACCGUUAUAAAUACAGUUGUAGUUUCGUUUCUAUUUCGAAUUUAUUAAUAGAAUAGAACAAUAUUUCUACGAUACGAAGCAAUGUUUUUACGUAAAAAAAAACAAAAAUCGAUUUUUUUUAAUUUAGAAAGUUAAAGUCCCUUCAAUAAGACAGAAACCUCAUUUACUAUCAAAGUAAUGUGCCAUGAAAAAAGCUUUUCUACGGAAUCAAAGUUAAAUUAACUUACUUACUUAAUCAGUAGACCCAUUUGUACCUUUCGGUGUUGGGCCGUUUAUAAUACAAUUCAUUAAAUUACAAUAUUUUACAAUCUUCUGAAUUGUCCUAGCUCUUAACGAACUUUCUCCAUUCCUUCCUAUUGGAUAUUAUCUGUGUUGCUUCCUGCCAAGUCUUACCCUUACUCUGCAGUAUCUGCGAAAUGUCACUGUUCCAUUCUUUAAUGGGUCUUCCUCUUCUAUUCUUCCCUAUUGGUUUGGCGUCCCACACUCUUUUUACUUGUCUAUUAUUGUCCAUCCGGGUUAGAUGUCCGAACCAUGCCAAUUUUUUCUCCUUGAUUGAGUCGAGUAUCGGUUUGAUGUUGAGUCUUUCUCUUAUUUGAUCAUUUCUGAUUCUAUCAGUUCUUUUUACUCCGAUCGUUCUUCUGAGGUAUUUCAUCUCUGCUGCCUGAAUUCUGCUCUGAUGUAUUUUGUUUAAUAUCCAAUUUUCUGCUAUAUAUGUCACCGUAGGUCUUUUUGUUUUGUAUAUUGUCAUCUUGGUCUUUGUUGAUAUUUCUUUGUUGUAGUUAAAUUAAAAAUGUUUUAAGUUCUUUGUUUUCAGAAUAGGCUGCUAGGUAAAGGGGUUAAAUCGGAUAUUUACAUAUUUACAAUAUGAAUAAAUAUAUGUUAGUAAGGUUCUGAAACUAUUUUCUUGUGGCAUGUUAAAUAUUGAGCUUUAUAUGGGAUUCAGUCACAAUUGAUUGUAAUGAAAAUUACAUUUUUAACGACUGUUUGACGUUUCAAUAUUUACAAGAGUUUAACAUAAAUCACCUAUCCAGGGUGAAUUGAGUGAGCAAUUUUCUAGCAGAUCUUCUUCUUCUUUAGCCCAUUUCCACCCAACUUUGGAUAUAGGCCUUCCCCCAAUCUUUCCAUACCUGUCUGUCCUUGGCUGCGCUUUUCCAGUGAGUUCCUGCAGCUUCUGCAGGAUCGUCAGUCCUUCUAUCGCAUCUGAGGUCUUCCUCUUCCUCUUCUUCCUGUCCACUGUCUCCAGUUUCGUAUUUCAGCAUUCCACCUUCUAUCUUCCUGUCUCGCAUUGUGGCCCGGAAAUCUCCACUUUAACCCUGUUAUAUGUUCAGUUAAUUUUUUACUUUUGUUUUCUCUCUUAUCCAUUUGAUUCAUUUUCUGUUUUGCAGUUUUAUUCCCAACAUGGAUCUUUCCAUUUUUCUCGGAGUUAUUUCUAUUUUGUUUAUGUUGGCCUUUGUUAAUGUCCAUGUUUCUGAGCCGUACGUCAGAACAGGAAGGAUGCACUGGUCAAACACACGGGUUUUUAGGUACUAUUGUAUCUUUGUGCUUUUUAGUAUCCAUCUUAACUUUCCAAACGCUGCCUACGCCAAUCUGAUUCUUCUUAGUACUUCAGGGAGCAAUGUAAAUUAGAAAUAUACAGAUAAAUAUAUACGCAUUCCAAAUUUGACCAAAGUAAUAUAUAAUCUGUUGUCGAAACCUUUCAGAAGAAAACCACCAGAAGGGCAACAAGUAAAACAGCUAUGAUUGCUCAUAGUCCAAGAAAGUUAGCAUUCCGCAACAAGCGAUAGUAACAAAAAGGAGAAAACCAAUGAAUUUUUCAAAUUUUUUUCACAAAUUGGCAUUUUUAAUAAUAUUUCUAAGAUAUUGAAGCUAAAAAAGAGACUCAUACGAUUUACAAAAUCCAAAACAGAUAUCGCCUGGUCUGAAGCAUAUUUUCAUCGUAAAUUACAUUCUGGAUAAUUUUACCUCCGUUAUUGUUUGUCAUAGAUACUUUUUAGAACAAAGAUUUAAAAACAAGAGUUUAUGACGUCGAUUUUUCAUUUUAAUAGUUUUCCUGGGUUUUCCUUAAAACUUUCUAGAGACAUUGCUCUAAAAAUCAUAAGUUCCGACUCCCUAUGAUCAACUUUUAAACUGUUGGUAUACAGAUCACACAAAGUAAGAAUAGACAAGGCAUUGUGAGCUAAAGAAUGAAACGCAGAGCACUGGAUCAGUGGUUUAUCUAGAUCAUUUUACCACGCAAUCAGGCGCGUAUGACAAACAAAGAUGGCUAGACCAGUUUAACCAGAUUUACACCUUAACUAGUGACGUGGAUGGUUCAGGACGUAGACUCUGACAUGCGGUAUGCCAUACCGUUGCCUAUUCUCCUUUGUUUUCAGUUUGAUUUUACCUUGUAUCUCUGUAUUUGUUUUGUACAUCAAUACUCUGGGCUAAUUAGCAAAAUACAAGGAAAAAUUAUUUACCAGCAAUUUUAUUUCUGGAAUCGAAUCUUAUGACUGUAUAUAUUAACAAUAUAGGUAUGCAAAGUCCGCAGAUAGUGUGCUACUUUUUUUAUAGACAAAAUGGCGCCCGAAAACUGUGUUUUUUUCAAUUUUUGCUCUAUAACUCCAAAGAGUAUAACUUUACACCAAAAACACCCAAAUAAAAAUUCACGGUAAUUAAAUUCUGCAUAGAAACGUGAUUUUCCCAAUUUACUUCGACGAAAAUUUUCCCGAUUUACUUCAACGAAAAUUUUCCCCGGAAAAUGCCGGUUUUUCCAAAAAAAUCUUUAAUUUUCAACUAAAAUUUUACAUAAGUAUAUCAAUAAUUAAAUGACUUGGUAAUAUAAAAGCUGUUUCCGUAUAGAUCAUUCCAGAAUCCGAUGGAAAUUAAGUGAAAAGUUUAGCAACAAUGGAAUUGUUAAUUAAAAAUUUACGGUCGCUAUAAUAACCACAAUAAUUAUGAUACAUAAGAAUCAUUAUGAUUUUUGUAUAAAAAGACACUGUACCUAUGUAAUGUACUUUACAGAAUUAAAAUUGGACUAUUUAUGCGGCCUCAGGAAUAUUUUAAAAUUAUAAACAAUUUUUUGGCUUAUAAACAAAUAGAAUAUCUCGGGAAAUAUUAAAUUAAAUUAAAUCAUGAUAACGGUAUUGGAAGAAAAGUGGUAGGACGCUUCUUUUAAAAGAAAAAAACUUUUAAUUGUGAUGAGUGGUUCCUGAGAUACAACCGGUCAAAGUUGACCGGCAUUUACGGCAAAUAUAUAAACAAUAGGAUCAUAAUUUUCACACCAUCACCUUUCUAUUUUUGUCCUCUUUCUCCACAACAAUUUUCAUAUCUUUACAAUAGUCAUAACAUAUAUUAUUAUAAUAAAAACUAUCGAUAUUACGAGUGAAAAUUGCCAAAAAUAGCAAAAUUCCGAUCAAAAAUUAGGUUGGAGAAAAUGUAAUCUUAAAGUUCAAAAUCGGUAUAGGUACGUUAAAAAAUUGCAUUUUCUCGGCUUCCCAUGGAGCAAUUUUCUUCAUUCUUUUUUUGUUCCUAAGUAACUCGAGUAGAGCCAUCUAACUAAUGCAUUAUUAAAUGUCAAACUUGCUUUUGUUUUGUUAUAAUAGAUUAUUUUAUUUAUAAGAAAAAGAAAACUACAUAUUUUUCCAGUUGUAGACUUUUUUUAGAUAAACUUACUACAAGUGUACCUUUUAACGUUAAAAACACAAAUAUGUAUCCUCUUUUGAAAGCUGUAUAAUUAUUUAAACAAUCUUUAUUUAAACAAAUUAAAAAUUUUGUUAUAAUAAAUAAAUUAAUUUAUUAUGACAAAACAAAAGCAAAUUUGACAUUUAAUAAUGCGUUAGUUAGAUGGCUCUACUCGAGUUACUUGGGAACAAAAAAAGAAUGAAGAAAAUUGCUCCAUGGGAAGCCAGGAAAAUGAAUUUUUUUAACGUAUACCGAUUUUGAACUUUAAGAUUACAUUUUCUCCAACCUAAUUUUUGAUCGGAAUUUUGCUAUUUUUGGCAAUUUUCACUCGUAAUAUCGAUAGUUUUUAUUAUAAUAAUGUAUGUUAUGACUAUUGUAAAGAUAUGAAAAUUGUUGUGGAGAAAGAGGACAAAAAUAGAUGUUUCAAAAAUUUUGAUCCUUUGUUUAUAUCUUUGCCGUAAAUGCCGGUCAACUUUGAUCGGUUGUAUCUCAGGAUCCACUUAUCACAAUUAAAAGUUUUUUCUUUUAAAAUAAGCGUCCUGCCGCUUUUUUCCAAUACCGUUUUCAUGAUUUAAUUUAAUGUAAUAUUUUCCGAGAUAUACUAUUUGUUUAUAAGCCAAACAUUGUUUAUAAUUUUAAAAUAUUCCUGAGGCCGCAUAAAUAGUCCAAUUUUAAUUCUGUAAAGUACAUUACAUAUUAUGUACAGUGUCUUUUUAUACAAAAAUCAUAAUGAUUCUUAUGUAUCAUAAUUAUUGUGGUUACUAUAGCGACCGUAAAUUUUAAUUAACAAUUCAAUUGUUGCUAAACUUUUCACUUAAUUUCCAUCGGAUUCUGGAAUUAUAAUCUAUACAAAUCGAGCUUUUUUAUUACCAAGUUAUUUAAGUAUUGAUAAAGAAUUACUUAUCUAAAAUUUUAGUUGAAAAUUAAAGAUUUUGUUGGAAAAACUCGAAUUUUUCGGGGAAAAUUUUCGUCGAAGUAAAUCGGGAAAAACACGUCUCUAUGCAGAAUUUAAUUACGGUGAAUUUUUAUUUGGGUCUUUUUGGCGUAAAGUUAAAAUCUUUAGAGUUAUAGAGCAAAAAUUAAAAAAAAAACACGAUUUUCGGGCGCCAUUUUGUUUAUAAAAAAAGUAGCACACUAUCUGCGGACUUGCAUACCUAUAUUAUUAAUACAUAUAAUCAUAAGAUUCGAUUCCAGCAAUAAAAUUGCUGGUAAAUAACUUUUCCCAAAAAUGGCCUAUUCUCCGAUAAAUCUGCCCAGACUACAACUACGGAAUGAUUCUUCAACUGUUAUAAAAUAAAAUACUACUCCAAAUAAAAUAAACUUUAUUUUUUCAAGAAAAUUAUGAAAGCAUGCAUGGAUAUUAAAAAAAUUGUGGAGGUUCGUACAAAAUCCCUUAUCAUCAUCAUCAUCUUGGUGCUACAGCCCUUAGAGGGCCUCGACUUUCUCAAGCUUUCUACGCUUUCUGUUCUGUCCCUUGCUUGCAUUUUCCAGUUGCCGACUCCGAUCUUCUCGACAUCUUGUGUUACCCCGUCCAUCCACCUCAGCUUUGGUCUACCCCGUCUUCUCAUUCCCACGGGUUGCGCUGUUAAAAUCUUUUUUAUCAUGUUCGAUUCAGGGGCCCGGGCUGCAUGUCCUGCCCACUGCAGGCGGUUUCGCUUAAUUAUAGUGGUAUAUAUUUUCCACCAAACGUACUUAUGCUUGUAGAUAUUCUGCAGUUCAAAGUUCUAUAUCUACGCCUCCAUAUUCCUCCGAAUAUCUUGUGCAGAACCUUUCUGUCAAAAAUCGAUAGAGCGGAUUCAUCUGUUUUAGUUAACGUCCAUGCCUCUGAUCUAUAUGUGAGAACGGGGACUAUCAAUGACCCCGUUGGGACAAAAUCCCUUAUAAACUGAAUUAUAAAACACCUUGGGAUUUGGUAACUAAAAAAUAGUAAAAUAUUGUUGAAAGCACUACUGGAAAGUAGAACAAUUGGAUGAACUUGCUGCUAUACUAAUAGCGAAAGAAUACACUGGAUUGCUUUUAACUAUAGAAACGUAAAUACUGACAUGCGGUACGAGAUACCGCAUGAAAACUAUACAUCAACGUGACUCAAAAAAUAAACCAUAUUAAAACUGCAGCAGUUGAGAGCACAUUGUACAAUUACACACCACUUAAAGGUACGCAGGUGGUGUUCUAGGAAUCUUUUAUAAAACACGUUUUACAAUAAAAUUUAGGCGCGAUAUAACAUACCGCAUGUCACUGGUUAAGGGUUAAAGUGAAUAUUAGUGUUUGACGCCUAUUCUUACCUAGUCUAUUCUUAUUAUGUUUAUGGUACAGAUUCCAAGUAGACUAGAAAUUAUAUUCUAAAAAGUUCCUAAACUUACUUUCUACCAUUUACUUUGUUACUUUUUAUGCGAAAUAAUGUGAAAUUACCUAUUGUUAAAUGAUUGAGAUUGGUUGUGCAACAACCUUGAUAUUUUAUGAUUUAAAAAAUUGUGAUUUCUAACUAAUAAAUAAAUGAUAACUGUUUUAAUAUAAUAUGAUACCAAUGAUUGACUCUACCAAUAUGCUUGUAAGCUGUCACACUUAUUAACAUUGUUGUAAAAUCUGUAAAAUUAGAAAAAUAUACUUAUUAGGGGAGAUCGGAGCUAGUUGGCCAAUGUUUUGAAGUAUUUAUAUUUGCAAAAUUUUAAGCAAACAAUUAUUUAUAGUGUAAAAAACUUGAUACGAAUUUGUUUGUUAACAAAUCGGCGAAAGAAAUCACCUAAAACAGGAUAAGCAACUUUAUUUUACCCAAGUCUUGGUCUAUUGAAGAUGAUUAAUAUUCACCUUAACACUUGUGUCUCCCUUUUGUCUUUUCUACUUCUAACCAUAGACAUAUAAUAAGUAGACUGCGCGAUACAAUCUAAAACUGUUCCCAUGUGCGACAGAGAAAAGUGUAAACAGGGUGUGAAUCUCUUUUUAAUCAGCGGUGUUUAUCGACCACAUGAGAUGCAUGUGCAAGUGUUUACAAACACUUUUGUCUGUCUCACUGGGGAAACAGUUUUAGAUUGUAACGCGCAGUCUAGGUUUUAUAUGUCUAUGCUUCUAACCUAACCAAACCUAGGUUAUUUGGACUAUGCAAAAAAGAAGUAGAAGAAGUAGAAAAGCGUAACUUAGUACGCCAACCAACUCAUUCGUCAAUACUCACCCCAAUCUCUCCUCCACACCAAACUUUAAAAAUUACUUAAUUAACGACUGACAAAACUACUUAAGCAGAUACUACCUACACCAGCGACUCUCAAACUUUUUGAGUCAUGUACUAAUUUUUUUGGUACCACCUAACUGACGUAAUCUAGCUAGGUAAUUUAAUUAACUAUAAUGGUGGAGCUGAUUUUGGCUAUAUUUUUGCGUACCACCACAAAUAAUAAGACGUACCACUAGUGGUACAUGUACCACAAAUUGAGAAACGCUGAUCUACACUGCCACGCAUAAUUAACCGGACACUAAGUUUGUUUUAAGUAAAACUAAAAAGUAUUAGAAAAACUUCAUUUACAAUUUUUUUAUUCCGUAGUAAAAUAUAAAUCAUAAAAUAAUCCUAUAUCCUAUAUUCCUUAAUUUACCUAUUAUCAUUCAAGACAUCUUCCCCUACUAUUAGAAGAUCUGUACCUAUGUGCUUCCAAAGAACUGUUACCUCAUGCCAUUAUACCUCCAUAACCAAACUAUAUUCUAUGAGAGAAGCAACAUUCAUUCUCCAGGCCUAAAUCAAGACUUUUCUGUAAAAACGUCGUUUGUCCAAUUUUUCAUAUGCCAAUUUGUCUGAGCAUGACAGCAUUCCAGUGGACUGUCUUCCAUACAUACUUUCCGUGUCCCUUUCAGUUCUGGUCUGAUAUAAACUGGAUGAAAGCAGCAAUCUCGUGUUGCAUCCCACUCGUUUACCUGCUAGUACUAGUAAACAGCGCCUGUUUUAACGCUAUCAUAAAUUCAAUUGUCAGUUGUCUUCAAUGAGCUAUGUCGACUAAAGGACUUGUAGCAGCUACAUAAGAUGAUGAAUUUUCCCAUAAAAAUCUGCCAGUCUCCGUCAAUGCUGUAGCAGUAACUCUCUGCUCUCUAAGCUUUCGCAAUCUAAGAAACCGAUCUUCCACGAUGUUUGUUGUUCUUCGUCUGUCUGUCCAGGUCUUCUUAAAUAAGAACUAGUUCCUUGAAAUUUUUGUAAAACAUCGAAUAUUGUACUACGUGGUACGCCAAUCGUUUCUCAUAUAUUACGAAUGGAAUGUCCAUCAUUAUGCAGUGCUACAGCUUCCACUACUUGAUCUGGUCUUAUUGUAAAUUAUUCUACUACUAAUACUAUCGGUUUACAGCGUUCUCCGACGGCUUCCGACUUCACUAACCGCCAUUCUUCUCUGUUUAGCCAUAGACUUGGAGGGAUUUCUCUUUCCUCUAGUACUUUUUUAAUUCCCUUCCUCCAGCUUCUUCUCGGAAUUCCUUUUUUUCUUCUUCCUUGUGGUGUUUAGUUCCAAAGUUUGUUUAGGGGUCUUGUCAUCUGGCGUUCUUUGUACAUGGCCGUACCAUACCAAUUGUUUUAUUUUUCCUAUCAUCAAUUUCCUAUUGUAUGUGUGACUGUCAUCAUUUCUCUUAUUUCUCGUAAUCUCUUAUUGGGUAUCCGAUCUUUUCUUGAUUUGCUGCAGCUCUUCUCCAGAAGUUUCUGUUUCUAGUAAUAUUUCCUCUGUACUUUGUUUCAGUGGCCAAACUUCACUGCCAUAUGUGAUUACACUUUUAAGUAUGGUAUUGUAUAUAAGCUGCUUGUUCGCUUUAGAUAUUGUUUGGUCCCACAGAAUGCCGUUCAUCAUGGAUAUGGCUUUUCUACCAUGUAUGUUUCUUUUAUAGCAGCAUCUAGUGUUCCAUCUUGAGUUAUACUCAUGCCCAGGUACUUGUAUUCAUCACAGUAUUUAAGUUCUACGCCAUCGUCUAAUAUAAUGGACUGCUUUGUCCCUCCCAUACACCAUGGCUUCAGUUUUCUUAAUAUUGACUUCAGGACCUCAUUUGUUAUACUCUUCUAUUAGCUUCCGCGUCAUGUAACUCAAGUCGUCAGGAUCCUGAGCAGUCAGAAUUUGGUCAUAAGCGAAACAUAAAGUGUAUAGUGUUGUCUCGUCACCGAGAGGGAUUCCCAUGCCAUUACAUUUUCUUUUCCACGGCUUGAGUACUCGUUCCAGAUAAAUUUUAAAAAGGGUGGGCGAAAUACAACAACUCUGCUUCAAUCCUUUCGUGACCUUAAAUCCCUCAGAUAUCCUUGAUCCAGUUUUAAUUGUUGCAGUAGUUCCAUUGUACAGAUUUUGGACUACUUUUAUAAGACCAUGUUUAAUGUUGGUUUGAUGUAGGGUUGAUCAUAGUUUGCUGAGAGGCACACUGUCAUAUGCUUUUUGUAAGUCUACGUACACCAGGUGAACUUCUUUAUUGACGGCUGCUUUUUUUUCUCAAUAACCUGCGUAAUAGAGUACAAAAGGUUUACUGUGGAUCGCCCAGCUCUAAAGCCAGCUUGCUCCUCUGAUUCGUAAUCUCUAUAAUCCUUUUCUAUUUUGAUCUUAAUAAGUUUCCCACACAUCCUACUUAUUGUGCUGUUUACCGCAAUUUCUCUGUACUUUUCACACUGAUCCAUGCUCCCUUUUUGUGUCUGUACCGCCUCACUAAUUCUGCAGGAAUGUCACCAGACCCAGGGGAUUUUCCAUUUUUCAGGGAUUUGGUUAUUUCUUCCAUCUCUGAUUUACUUAUUUGUAAUGGUGAUAAAUUUAUAUGUAUACCUACUGUGCUGUCUUCUACGUUAGCAAAUUCUAGUCUUUGUUCUGUUAGUAAUUUUUGAAAUAUUCUUCCCAUUUUUCCGCUAUUAUUGGUGAUAUAACGUAUUUUUUCUUAUUUCUCAUAUUUUUGAUUAAUCUCCAACUCUCUGUGCUUUUUCUGCCCUCUACGUAAAGGUUGAUUUUUUUGGCAGUUCUUUUCCCAUGGAUCGUUCUUUUUUGAGUUUAAUUAUUCUUUGUUAUUAAUAUACUUUUUAUUUCCAAAAAAAAUGGAACAAUUCACCAUAAACAAGCCAUACAAGAUAAAAAACUGUUAAACAUUUUUUAAAUUAUUAUAUAGAAUAAUUCAAUAAAUAAAAAUAAAACUAAAAGGAGCAAACUUUUAUGUGUCUGGUUAAUUUUGGGGGGCAGUGAUGUAGAUACAUAUUUUUAUAUAUUUUAUUUAUAAAAUAUGAUCAAGUAAAGUUAAAAAACAAUCUUUGUAGAUAUUUAACAUUUUUAUAUGAACUUUGUACUUAUAGUUAGUUACUAGAAAUUUGAUUGUUCAACAGUGAUCGCAAACCAGAAGAUUAUUUGUAAGUAUUACUUGAGUAUUUAUACAAGAGGUGAUAUCGUUUUUAUUUUACUAAAUUUAAAUAGUAUUAUGUGUUUUGAAUUGUAUAUACUUUUACUAUUGUAUGUCUAUUAGCUCUAAUAAAAUUAUAGUUUGUUAUGUGUUAUGGUUA